GGGGCGAGCGCACGGUCGGGCGGGAAGGGACUGCCGGGCCGUGGGCGCUCUUCACCGUCGAAGCCCUAGCUGAGGAGGAGGUUGUGACCAACUGGCAAACCUGAGAGCUGCAGCCGCUCUCCUUACGGAAUGGAGAGGACGGCUUUGGCUGUCUGCGAGAUUUUAAGAUAUUUAAUAAUUCACUGGAAGUGUGAAGCAGGAAUACCAAAGGGAGCAUUGCUAGAUGGGCAGCUAGCGAUUUCCAUAGAAGCAUUGCCUUCUAAGCACCUACCAGAUUCUCUACGUUGUAUAAUAACUAUUGCUUCUGCAGGAAAUGUUGAUGGUGGCUUGGACUUCAAGAAGCUUCUACAAGACAUACAGCCUGCACUGCCCAGGCUGUCUGCAAAGCUGACUCUGGCUUCAGAGGAAGGGGGCCAUUCUCAAGAUACAUCAGUCAAGGCGCCCUGCCAGAUGACUUUUGAGGUUGAUGAAAAUUCUCGAAGUUUGAUGACAGACUGUCUGGUGAUAAAGCAUUUUCUACGGAAAAUCAUCAUAGUUCAUCACAAGCUCAAGUUUAAUUUCAGUGUAACGGUGAAUGGGAUCCUCUCUGCAGAGAUUUUUGGGGCAGAGAAUGAACCUGUUUUGAGGCUGUCCAAUGGGAUCUCUCUUGCUGUGGGCUUUCAGCACUAUGUCAGUAAACCACAAUUCAAUUGGACUGAACCACACUGCAGCAGACUCCACCCUGUGCUAGGACAUCCGGCACCACUGUCCAUCCCUGGUGCCAAGGCUAACAUGGGCCUGUUGGGAGAGUUGACCCUGACUCCAGCCGCUGCUCUGUGCCCCAGCCCCAAGGGCUUCUCCAGCCAACUGAACAGGAUUUCUUCUGUUUCCAUAUUUCUAUAUGGCCCUUUGGGUCUGCCUCUGGUAGCAUCAGAUCAGGAGCAGCCAAGUACUGCUGUCUUCAGAGAUGCCUCUUAUUUCAUUGACUGGAAGAAACACAAUUUGUUUAUGUUGCCCAAUUUGGAUCUCAAUUUGGAUACACAGUUUAUACUUCCAGAUGUGAAUUAUAAAGUGGAGUUGCCUGAGGAGAAUCAGUCUCAGAACGCACAGGGACCAGUUCUGCUACUUUUCCUAUUUGUGGAUUUCCAAAGUGGAGUCCCAGUACACCAAGGGGAAAUCUGGGGACUCCAUACUUUGCUCACAACUCAUCUCAGCACCAUCCUCUCGGAGAGCCGCAGCACGGUACAAGACUCCAUCCAGUCAGCUGUGGACCAGGUCUUGGAGCUGCACCACCAAGCUGCCAAGACUCACCAGAGACUGCAGGCCUCCCUCUCUGUGGCUGUGACUUCCAUCAUGAGUGUGCUGACUGGAAGCACAAGCAGCAGCUUCAGGAAGACAUGCCUCCAGGCUCUCGAGGCAGUUGACACACAGGAAUUUAGUGCCAAACUGCACAGAAUAUUUUAUGAUAUCACCCAGCACCAAUUUCUGAACCACUGCUCAUGUGACACAGAGCAGCACCUGACUCCAGAGAAAAAGAUUUCAGCCCAGAACACCAAAGACCAGCACAAGAAUAUUGGUCUAGAGUUCCCUGCAGAAUCUAGCGGGCAAGCAGAAAACAAGAGGCUCAAGAGGAGCAGCCCCAACCAGGGCAGGGAAGAAUCGCGAACUCUGGGCCCAGCCAGGGACCUGAGCCCGCCAGAAUCCGUCACGCGCGACUGCGAUCCUACCGAGGCCUCCCUCACUGCUAGAGGAUCACAGACCCAAGUGGCCAACGACGGAGUUCAGGCGGCAGACGCAGCGAGCCCUCUGGGCGGCCUGGAGGUACCGCAGGGAGCACAGGGCGGGUGCGGGCCUAAGCUACCGCCGCCGGGCCCUCACCACCGCCUCCGCUGCUCCCGCAGGACUUGUGGCUACAGGAGGUCUCCAACCUGUCCGAGUGGCUGAGUCCGGGACACAGGUCCUAAGCGCCCGCUCCUGAGACUCACAGCAAGGCAAGGAAGCCCGGGACGCGUGUGUUAUAUAUUUCAAUAAAGCUGCUCCAAGCACA
Messenger RNA from Rattus norvegicus (Norway rat), 2026 nucleotides. It is a transcript of the gene Top6bl, whose product is annotated as TOP6B like initiator of meiotic double strand breaks. The coding region runs from base 130 to 1923 and encodes 597 amino acids. The record is from RefSeq and is marked validated. Lineage: Eukaryota; Metazoa; Chordata; Mammalia; Rodentia; Muridae. Gene Ontology annotation, biological process: meiotic DNA double-strand break formation; reciprocal meiotic recombination. Gene Ontology annotation, cellular component: chromosome; DNA topoisomerase type II (double strand cut, ATP-hydrolyzing) complex. Gene Ontology annotation, molecular function: DNA secondary structure binding. The transcript is spliced from 15 exons.